This is a messenger RNA of Triticum dicoccoides, 1290 nucleotides long. RefSeq lists its product as uncharacterized. The record is from RefSeq and is a predicted model, not a curated record. Bases 1 to 1290 code for a protein of 429 amino acids. NCBI's taxonomy places the organism in Eukaryota, Viridiplantae, Streptophyta, Magnoliopsida, Poales, Poaceae. The transcript is spliced from 3 exons.
AUGGCGUCGGCCACGUCGCCCACGCCGCCGUGGGUCAUCCUGGGCAGCGUGCCGCGGGUGCUCUCGGCCGCCGCCGCAGCCGCAUCCCUCCCGCCGGGCCCGGGCGGCGCCGACUUCUCCCUCGAGCUGCCGCCGCCCCCGCGCGUCGCGCUACUCACCAUCCCGCCGCGCAUCUUCCCGUCCCGCCCCACUCGCGCUAGCUACCCCUGCGUCCUCGCCGCCGACUCCUCCGCGGGCCUCCUCCUCCUCCACGCCGACCAGGGCCACGCCACGGGCCCCACCGUCAUCGACAAGCCCGGCCACCAGCAGUUCGGCUGGCUCCCGUUCGUCGCGGGCUACUUCGUGCUCCACGCCGCCACCGGCUCCGCCCUGCCACUCCCCACGCCCGAGCUCGUCUCCUACAAGGGCGACCUCGGCCUCAUCGCCUACCCCGACGGCGCGGGCUACGUGGUCGCCGAGCUCCAGCCCGUCUUCGGCAGCGACAAGGCCGUUCUCCUGCGCUUCUCGUCGCAGGUCGGGGAGUGGGUCAGCAAGAGAGUCGCCUACCCGCUUCCGGCCCGCCUGCACAACCCCGACGGCGUCGUCUCCUGCUACGGGAGGCUCUGGUGGGUCGACCUCUCCUGGAGCCUCGUCACCUGCGACCCCUUCGCCGACGACCCCGUCCUCACCCGUGUCAAGCUCCCCGAGGGCACGGCGCUCAAGUACAGGGUAGCCUGGGGGCUGCUCGAAAAGUACCGCUGCGUCGGCGUCAGCGCCGGCAAGCUGCGGUUCGUCGACAUGUACCGCAACAGCAACAGCAACGGGGCCGCGCAGAUCAGCGUCUGGACGCUCGCCGACUAUCCGCCGUACUCCAUCGAGUGGACGCUGGAGUGCGAGGCCACCUUCGCGGAGAUCUGCAACGACGCCAGCUACAAGGCCACUGGUCUGCCGAGGAAGAUCCCCGUGCUCGCGCUCAUCCAUCCCACCAACCCCGACGUGGUCUACUUCUUCCAGGACGACCACCUGAUCGGCGUCGACGUGCGUGCUCGCAAGGUCGUGGGGUGCGAGGUCUACGAGCUGGUUGAUGAGCCGCCGUGCGAAGGCGUCUCUUCCCGCUUCGUUCACGCCUGGCAGCUGCCACCGUCUCUCAGUCUCUCUCUCUGCUCAGAAGAUUAUCUGAUGCGCUUCACUGUGUAUCUAUAUGCAAAUUUCGAAAUGACUGUUGUUAGCGAAGUUCUGCAAAGGAGACAGUCAACGUUGAUGGAAUCUGUACGAUUAUCUGAAAAGAAGCUUCAGGUGACGCCAAUUUAG